This is a messenger RNA of Paramecium tetraurelia, 2421 nucleotides long. RefSeq lists its product as uncharacterized. Gene Ontology annotation, molecular function: water channel activity; phosphatidylinositol binding. The transcript is spliced from 10 exons. NCBI's taxonomy places the organism in Eukaryota, Ciliophora, Oligohymenophorea, Peniculida, Parameciidae. Gene Ontology annotation, cellular component: membrane. The record is from RefSeq and is a predicted model, not a curated record. Gene Ontology annotation, biological process: water transport; transmembrane transport.
AUGCAAAGAUUCGAAAGUGAUGUGAAUGUGGAAGGAGAAUCUUAGGCGGCUUACACUAGAUUUGACUCGUCUCCUUCUGUUGGACAAUUAUCUGGUACGCAUUUAGAGAAACAAACAAUAAUCAAAUCAACUCUAAUUGCAACAAUUGGAUCAUUCAUUUUUACUUAUGGUAUUUUGGCAUCAGCAGGCAAUAAUAUGGCCAUCUUAGUCAUAUUCUUCUUGAGUGUACUUAUGACAGAUCGUCUAACUGUAUUCAAUCCUGCUGUUAGCUUCAUUGAUUUACUCAUGGCAAGAAUUGGAUUCCAAGAAUUUAUAUUCAACGUAAUUGGUUAAGUCGGAGGCAGUCUAUUGGGUGCAAUGGUGUGCUUCUUUGUUUUGUAGGAUUUCACUAAUGCACCUUAUUUAGAUGCCAAAAUUGGUGACAAUUUGAUUGGCUCAGUUGAAGGCGAAUUAUUUGGCUCCAUGUUGUUCAUGAUAGUAUUGGUAUUGCAGGAGGACGAUUACUUGAAAUUCUCGGAUGACAAAUUAGAGCAUGCCCUAGUCGUGACUUUGGGAUUUGGAGCAGCUCGAGUCUUGACAUCUUAAGGACAAUCACUCUUCAAUCCAGCAUUUGCUUUUAGCUUGGAAUUAUUUGAAUGUAUUUAGGAUGGCACAUGGGGUAGGUUUGGAUUCUUGUGGGUAUUUACUUGUACUCCCUUCAUGGCAUCCGUUGUGGCAAUUAUAGAUUCUACGAUAAGAAAAUUUAAUACGGAUUUUGAUUUAUUAAUUAUGAGUUAAACAUUUACAAAAGAGUAAUAGUUAUUAGUCGAUGAAAUCAUAAGCAAGGGCUAUAAUCAAGAUGAUUUUGAAGACUUUGUUUUACACAAGGAACCAAACAAAGGUUAAGAUCUAACUCAAUGGACAUAUUAGGAGUUAUUGAAAAUCAUACAACAAUAUCAAUAGGAGAGUAUCAAAUCUAAUUAUUAUGCAGAAAAAGAACAAUAAUCAGAUUCAUAUCAAAUAGUCGAACUUGAUUCUCCAGACAUUUCUGAUCAAAUUCAAAUUAUAGAUCGAGAUACUUUUGUCCAAAAAUAAACCUUAGAAUCCAUUAAAAUCGUACAUCAUUUUACCACCUAUCAUUAGACUGAUAAAAUAUCCUUGAUUCCAUUUGAAAAGACUAUCACUUGCAAAUAAAUGUAUUUUUUUAUAGAUGAAAACAUCGAUCUCUAAUUUGAAAUCAGUCCUCCCAUUCAAGAAGGAGGUGGCAUUCUAGAUUUCUUUUCAAAAACCAUUGUAUUCCCAAUUCAAAUUCUUCCAAUGUAAUGGAAGGUCAAAAGAACACUCCAGGAUUUCAUUCAAUUCAGAAACAUACUCUCAGCUGCAUUUCCAGAGUAUAUUAUUCCUUCCUUUCCUUACAACGAUAUCAAUGACUAUGAUAUUAUCAUGAAGGAGCAAUAAAACAUUAUUAAAGUCUUGAAUGUAUUCCUCCAGAUAUACAACAAAAAACCUAUUAUCAGAACUGUCUUUUCAAGUUUGCUAUUUUUGAAUGAAGAAAAUUCGAAGCAAUUUUAAUAGAAAUUUUACAAAGAACAAACUCUCUAAAAAUAAUAUAACUUGGGUUAGAAACAAUCUAAAACUGGCACUCUCACUUUUUCAUUCAAUUAAACUCAGUAUCAAAAAUACAAGGACUAUUAAAUGUAUUUAAAUGGAGAGUAAGGAAAUUAUGAGAUCAUCUAAAAAUAUUUGGAAUAAUUUGCCGAAUUCACUUAGAAAGGUUAAUAAAGUCUGGGUUACUCAAUAGAAAUGAUUUAAUCGUUGUGCAAUUCACUGCCAUAAUAUAUGGAAGCUUAAGAAUUUGGAAAAUCCUUAUGUAUGAUCAAAUCUUAUUUUCAAACCUAAAAAGAUUUUGUCUUAAGGUCAACAAAAUAAAUCAUGGAUGUCCUAUUGAUAACCUUAGUCAAAUUCAAGAAUUCCAGAUAGCAAUUAACUGAACUGAAGUCAAAUCUCUUUGAGACUUUCUAAAUCUUUUCAAAUGAAUUCAACCUCCUUGAAAAAAGAAAGGAAGAAUUAUUUGUAAUAAAGGAUCUAUAAAAAUGGGGAUUGAAUUAAGAAUAAUAACUUAAGGUUGAUAUCAAUAAAUGUUUUACUGAUUUGAAAUAUGCCAAAGAAAUCAUGUUACCAAAAGACACAUUCUAUGUGGAUGAAAAAAGAGACCAAUAUGUCUACAUGCUUAAUAAAUUCAAUGAAUAAUAUGAAUAACAAUUCAUAAUUGAAACCGAUAAACUGCUUAAUGAAAUUCAAUAUUAUUUAGAGAAUAUGAGAUGCUAUACAAACAAUUAAGUAAGCAAUCUACUUAAUUUGUAGCUCCAAAAUUGGGAUUUCUUGAUUUAGGAAUAUGAAGAAUAUAAAAUAUCGUAUUAAAAACAAAUUUGUGUAAAAUGA